AUGCAUUCAAUCAACAAUUAGAUAUCCUUGAGAAACAUCUAUUAAUGUUUACAACUUCUCAAAUUGUUUUUGAAAGUUCGAAAGGACGCGAAUGUUUUCUUUUCCAGUUUGACGUACGACAUAUUUGGUGAAAUUGUAAACCGGAAGUAAUAGUGCGAAGAAGAUCUUGGAACGGAAGUUUUGAUAACACAAGUAUCUUUGUGAGAGAAAGGCCCAAAACUUUUCGACAAAAUGGUGAAUUGUUUAGUCAUUACGGCGAUUAUAUGUGUUUUGGUCACAACUGUGGGCACUAUUGUGUCUUUUGCGACGCCUAACUGGUUAAACGUGAGAGUUCCCACGAGCGGACAAAAUCAGCGAGUGGACGUCUGUGAUUGCUCAGCUACAGACUGUGAUUGUGGGUUAUGGCUGAACUGUAGAGGGGGGCCAUCUUCUUCAGGCUCCCUUAACAACUGUCAAUGGUUUUUCGCUAAUGAAUUUGCCAUUGAAAAGAAUUUACCAGACUGGUUCAAGGCCGUCCAGGGAUUGAUGUCAUGUGCCGUAGCCAGUUCCAUGCUCUCUCUUCUGAUUGGUCUGUUCUCCCUCUGUUGGGCCUGCAAGGGAUGUAACCCAUACCAAGCAACCGGAGCCUUUGCCAAUCUUACAUUUCUCCUACUAGCAGUGGCUAUUUCACUAUUUGGAGCAGAGGCUUACCUUAGGAACAAGGCUGAGGUGUUUACAACAAAGAAUCGUGAGAAUGAGACCAUCCUCCUGUUUGGUUGGAGCUUUUGGGUCGCUGUGGGGUCCACUGCACUGUCACUUAUUGCCAGUAUACUCUACUUCUGUGUGGGCAGAAAUGAGGAGGAAUAUAAUUAAUUAGGUCAAAAUGAUUUGGGAUUUGACUUAUAUUUUACUUACUUAAAUUGCCUAUGAACACGCAUUUAAUAAAUUAAAGAAUUUUUUCAGAAUUAGGAACAUGUCAUACUUUCUAAAAAAAAUUUAUGGUUAACAAGGAAAGAAAAAUUUUAUGUUUAUCAGUUGUAUCAGAUUUUUGGUCAAAAUGUUAUACAUGUAUUAGGGGUUUUUUUUGGAUAGCACAAUAGGGUUCUUAAAGAAGUCUAAACUGCAUGUGCUUACUAUGUAAUGGUUAUGGAAUGACAUUGAAAAGUUAGAACAUUUAAGUUUUUCUUUUUGUUUUGUACAAUGUUAUGAGAAAUACUAGCAGCAAUACACACAUGUGUAUAUAUAUUGCAAAAACCAAUACAAUGAACUUACAUUUAUAACAAACUUGCAAUGGUAUGUGUACAGUGUAUUUUUAAUACUGUGAGCAUAAGUGACAAAAUCAUCAUUUUGUUUAAUUUUUUCUGUGCAAUGUAGCUAAGCAAAGAUAUAUUGGUGCAGAUGUACAGCCAGGUGAUUCAUAUGCCUUGUAUCAUUGUAAGAAUCGAAAAUCAUAUCAAACACUAUGCAUUUAAAAUAAAAGCAGCAUUUUUUAGAAUCUUUUGUUUCAUCUUCCGGCUAUUUAUAUUGUAAUUUUCAACUAACUAACUCAUUUAUUUUUUUUUCUUUACUGCAUGAAAUCAGAUCUUUUUUUGAGAACAUAUCAAACUGUUGUAAAAGUAAGUGCCUUGCUGUUGUGAAAACUAAUAUGUUGUAAAAAUUUGCAAGAUAUAUGACUCGUUGGCAGGUUGUUAAUGUAUAAUUUGAGAUUUUCAUGAAUUGUAUUUAUUGUACAUACAUGUCAUCAUCCCAUAUGUGGUUGUGACUCAGACAUUUUUUUUACUAAUAUUAUAAAUUUGACUUGAAACAUUUGUUUUUUACAUAACAUGUAAAUUAAUUUGAAUUUAUACUCAGAUUCUCUUUAAAAUGUGCAACUUUCAGUCAUGCUUUAUAUGUAAGAUCACUCCUAAGGGAAGGGUAAUUUUAGAAAGCUAGUUGUUAACAUUAUGAAUGUGCCAAAACUUUGUACAGAAAACUUACAGAUUUCAGUGAACAAACUUCAAGGCAGAUAACUCUAACAAUAUUUUCUUCUUAAAAAAAGUUAUUGAUACUCAUAGAUUUUUUUUAUCAGAAAUAUCACACUAACUUUUAAAUAUUUAUAUAGUUGUUAUUUUAUAUUCAACAUUUAUUGACAUUUAACAUAGCUAUAUCUAUAUAACUAAAAAUCAUCUAGUCACAAAAUUCAUCUUGAUAGCUUUAUAAAUUGAUAUCGUUGAAGUGUAUACUUAAGAACAAUUAAGGUACCGGUUGAACUGACACAACUGUAACUUUUUCCCUUUUAAUUUAAGUGCCUUAAAGUGUUUAAAGUGAAAAACUUCAUAUUUUUUCGAUAGCACUUUUGCAAUUGUUUAUUACAUAAAGAAAUUACUUGUUAUGCAUGUAGGAGCUUUACAAAAGAAAAUUGUCAUUAAUAGUAAUAACUUGCACUUGUACAAAUAAAAAAAAAUAAUCUUAAAAUAAUUUGUGCAAUUACCUGUUACUUGUAGCAUGUGUCUUUUGUUAACUCUAAUAGUAGACUAAAUAAUCACAUCUCUCAAUUUACUAUUGACAAGAUACAUAUUUUAGUUGAUAUCUCAAAUAAAAUGAUUAUGUUGAAGCAAGUUGAAAUCUUCGUGUAUUAUAAUCUCAAUAUUGAUUUAAGAUUUGAGUUUUGGACACCACAAACAAUUUUUUUCUUAGACCAUCAAGUUCUAGAGAAAGGGGUUUGACUGUAUUAUUCUGAAGAAAAAGACAGUGUUAAAUUGGGUUCUGUUUCAAUUCCCUGUCAAAGGGAAGAUUAGAUCUUGAUAUAAACAUGUCAUAUGAAUAAUACGCAAGAGUUUGUGGAUUUCAUUUUGUGUGUUGUCAUUGGUUCAUGAAACGUAAAUGUUUUAUUGGUGCUGCUCACUUCGAUGUCUAUGUAAUGUUGUUUUUAGAAGUGAAAGUGUUUGAGUGGAAAUUCUCGUAUAUCUGUGAAUAAUCUCACUUUGAUAUUUUUUAUUUAUUUGUGUACUUUUUGAACAUUUUGGGAAAGAUCAAUUUUCAGUUUUGUAUUUAUUCAGUUUUCCCAUGAUUACCAGGUAAUUCCUGGAUGAUGGAACAUAUUUUUAUAUGUACAUGUAAUUUUUGAAAAGCUGAAUUUAUGUAUUACUGAGACAUAUCAUGCAGUUUCGAAACAAAUGUCUUCCAGAUUAAUGUGUAUUAAUUUAUCUUUUAUACACAUCUUUUUGUCAAUUAAGCUUUGUAAUUCAUGUUAAACUUCUUAGCAAUUUUUUUUAAUUUUCAAGCUUCUUUAAAAAAAAUUUUAGCAUAAAAUAAGAUAAAUAUUUCUCAUUUUUCAAAUUUUUACAUUUUCGAAUGUCCAUCUUUUAUUAUGACAUUCGUCAGUUUAUUGCUGUCUUUAAUUUUGGGCAUCCUGUUUUUAUCUAAGCAUUUAAAUGAAGGAAAAAAAACUGUCAUUUUUACCAACAUUUAAUCAUGGGAAGAAUGGAAUCAUAACAAUUUUAUUUUCUUAAAACAAACUGCUGAUCUUAAAGGGGUCACAGUCCAUUGCUCAGGACAUGUGUGAAUGUCUGUUUGCCUGAAUUUAUUUUGUCUGUACUUUAUGUUUACAUAAUAUUAACAAAGGCAUACAAGCUCACAAGCACCCAAACUACAUGUACAUGUAUGUAUUAAACAUAAAAGAAUUUUGUAUUUAUUUUCUACACCCCAUUUUAGCCUGUGUCACUGAUUUUAUGUUAUUUGUUAACAUGUAACUUAUGUUUUAGAUAACACAUACGUCUUAAUACUAUACAAAUUCAUUAUUGUAUCUGAUCAUUUAUUUACAUUAUAAUGGUUAUGGUAGUUUUGUAGUAUAGAAUAAAAGUGUCCAUCAUUUUG
Saccostrea cuccullata (small rock oyster) is the source of this 3834-nucleotide messenger RNA. RefSeq lists its product as uncharacterized. The transcript is spliced from 3 exons. Gene Ontology annotation, cellular component: membrane. The record is from RefSeq and is a predicted model, not a curated record. Lineage: Eukaryota; Metazoa; Mollusca; Bivalvia; Ostreida; Ostreidae. Bases 232 to 852 code for a protein of 206 amino acids.